AUGCACAGGUUCCGAUCAUCCAAAGGCCCUGCAAGUGUUGAAGCUACCUCGAAUGCCAAAGUCCGACAAUCGUUCAAAAUGAGAACCACUAUCAUCCUCGCCGUGCUCUCCGCCCUGGUCGGCGCUCAGUCUCCCGCUGAUUUCCCUCCCUGCUCAGCCGAGUGUCUCGACUAUGCCAUGUUAGACGUAGGCUGCGCCAGCGACGCGAUCGAAUGUGGAUGCGAAUGCUACCAAGACAUCAAUGGCUAUAUUACGGCUUGCCUUGAGCACCAAUGUACGCCCGCCGAAGAUGAACAAUUCCGCAAUCUGGCAGUGGCCAUUUGCGCACACGCCGGCAUACCAAUUGAACGCCCGGAAUCGCACGAGCUAUAUACUAUGGGGCUGCACGAUGUCAGCGAUGACGGCGACAACAUCAUCACCGCAUAUACUCUAGUCACAGAGGUCGCGAGCCCCAUCGAAGAACCCACUGAGACGCCUUACAUCGACAUGAUGUUGGUGCCCCAGUCAGAGGUUACCGGCGUCCCCAACGGCGUCCCAGAUUCUUCUUUGCCCUCCACUAGCUAUUCCACCAUAGUUUUCAGUGGCUCUUCGACAGAACUAUCGUGGGGUACUAGCACAGGGACGCUGGAAAUGUCAAUCGAGGUGACAAGUGAGGUGGUACCUUAUCCCACUCCCAUCCCCGUUUAUGCGACAACGAGUGGGAACACGACAACGAUUGGGAAUAGCAACAUUUUAUCCUCAUCGCCAAUUCUUCCCACCCUCACUGGUGCUGCAGCCAUGGGAAUGAGAGCAGAUGGCGCCAUCGCCGCCUGUAUUGUUGGGCUUCUGGGCUUUGUCGUGUAA
Molecule: messenger RNA, 843 nt
Organism: Parastagonospora nodorum SN15
Lineage: Eukaryota; Fungi; Ascomycota; Dothideomycetes; Pleosporales; Phaeosphaeriaceae
Exons: 2
Coding region: 1-843 (280 amino acids)
Source: RefSeq, a predicted model, not a curated record